Messenger RNA from Aspergillus alliaceus, 999 nucleotides. RefSeq names its product sterol desaturase family protein. The coding region runs from base 1 to 999 and encodes 332 amino acids. Gene Ontology annotation, molecular function: iron ion binding; C-4 methylsterol oxidase activity. The transcript has a single exon. Gene Ontology annotation, biological process: sterol biosynthetic process. NCBI's taxonomy places the organism in Eukaryota, Fungi, Ascomycota, Eurotiomycetes, Eurotiales, Aspergillaceae. The record is from RefSeq and is a predicted model, not a curated record.
AUGGCUUCAACAGCGUCCAUCAAAGUCAACAGAAAACGCUUCGUGCCGGUUGAUCUCUCCGGUCAACCAAUUCCCCAGAGCCAGCGCUUCGCAUAUUCCACUUCGUCGGUCGCUAACGGCACUGUCCGCUCUCAGGCCGUGUAUGCAGGAUUUGUCGCUGUCUUUGUAUCUUUUAACAAUUCGGCCAUAGGCCAUACGUUCUACGAUAAGAUCGAGCAUAGGUAUGGCGAAUACAACAUCAACCUCUGGGGAAGUUUUAUUAUCACCUCUGUCUUCUUCUGGCUAUGGGCAGCCAUCUUUGCCACCCCCGACUUGACCGGAUGGCCCAAGUGGCUGUUUAAGUACAAAACCCAGCCAUUUGUGAGGGUCGAUGGGCGAGCUUAUAUUCGUAUUGCAUGGAUCGCUCUUCGAAAUCAGAUCUUUGUAGCUCUGCCUUUGACCUUCGCGGCUUCGAUGAGAAGCCCGUUAAUGCCAGUAAGCUCGGCCGCGUUGCCCUCAACCGUCGAAACAAUUGCAACUAUAUUUUGGGAUAUCUUCUGCACGGAAGUGGGAUUCUACUAUGUCCACCGCGUGUUCCACUCAAAAUUACUAUAUCCGUUAUUUCAUAAGCAACACCACGAAUUCACGGCACCUGUUGGACUAGCAUCGACCUAUUGCACCAUGACUGAGCAUCUCUGUUCGAAUCUCUUACCCAACAUGCUGGGUAUCGUACUUGUCCGGCAUCAUUGGUCGCAGGCGGUUUUCACACUCAUCCUUCUCGAAUUCGGUACAAUAUGUACGCACUCCGGCUACAAUAUCCCGUGGAUGCCUUCAAACUUGCAGCAUGACUUUCAUCAUUUUUCCUUUGAUGAAAAUUUUGGCCCAACGGGCUUUCUGGAUGCCAUCCACUCCACAGAUCGAAAGUUUCGAAGAACGAUGGAAGAUGCCAGAAUUCGAGUUAACGGGGACGAAGAACGGGCGAGACAACCGAUCCUCGAGAACCUGGCUAAAGCCCAAUAA